AUGGGAGACACUCGACGCCCUCAUGAUGCCGAGGAUGGCGUCCAAAAGCGCUCAACGAAAAACAAUGACAUUCCAGCACCUGUUACUUCCAAUGUUGAUGUUGGCCUUUCUGCCGUCGCUGCACUUGCAAUGCUCGGGCUUGUGUUCGGUGGCUGUUGCUCAAACGUCUAUGCACUGGAGUCAAUCAUCAAUUUUGAAUCAGGAAGUGGCGAGCACUCACGAUUCAAGGGCAGUGCAUUGCCCUUUCAGGUGCACACGCGCGAAUCUGACUGGGAGGAUGAUGAGACAGCGAGCCACGGCAAUGCAGACUCAGAGCCAGCUGGUGAAGCACCCGAGGCAAUAGACCCCACUCAGGCAGAGGAGCUGCAAGAAGGGAUGCUCCUUCGUGAUGUUCCAAAGAGGACCACGUUUUACGAUCCUGUUGCCGAACGUCAGAUGACCCAGACCGAUGCAAAGCUGUUCUACCAACGUAGUCAGAUUGAUUUGAGAGGCGAUAGCAACGAGUGGGUAGAGAAAACGCCUCAGCAAAGCCCUUCAAUCCAAGCUGGCUCUCGAUCGGCGACGGAUUACGGUGCCGACUCCCUCAUCCUGGAGCAAGAUGGUGAGAACCUGUCCUCUCAAGAACUACCCAUGAACCGUAUUCACGCUGGCCAUGUACCAAUGUCUUCUGUACAAGCUAGUGCUAUACUUCAAGAGCAGUGCAUGUCUGGCGUGUCGAAUUCAGGCCUUGCUAGCAAUAGCUUUCUCGAUACAGAGCCGCAUGUCACGUCUGAGCUGGCCGCUAUUACAAGAGACAUCCAGAAAAUCGUUGAUUUGCGUCGCCGUUAUGUUAUGCUGUCUUCACAAGGCCCGGAUGAUAACCCCAGAGAUAGUGAAGAUUGGGAAAUUUACCCACCACCUCCAGAGCCUGCGUGGAGGGAGGCUAGCCACGCUAAUUCCCGCUUUGCGCGACACAACGCAACAUCUGCGAACGAUUCCAGCCAGGAAUUUGACAUGGAUAAUCUAAUGCCUCUUCCGGGAGACGACGAUUGUACUUUUGAGCUAGAUUCAAACGGUGUCUAUCAGAUCCUAGACAAUGAAUCUGCUACGGAGCCCGCCAUCAGAAUUCCGACUAUCAGAGAAUUCUACAUGGACCUGGAGUCCAUCUUGAAAGUCUCGUCUGAUGGUCCGAGCAAAAGCUUCGCAUUUCGAAGAUUGCAGUACCUAGAGGGCAAAUUCAACCUGUACGCUCUUCUAAACGAGUACCAGGAAACCGCAGACAGCAAGAAAGUUCCUCACAGAGACUUUUACAAUGUCCGAAAAGUUGACACCCACGUUCAUCACUCUGCUUGCAUGAACCAGAAGCAUCUGCUCCGAUUUAUAAAGAGUAAGAUGAAGAAAUAUCCUAAUGAGGUGGUUCUAUAUAGGGAUGGAAAGCACCUUACCCUGGCCGAAGUUUUUGCUAGCAUCAAUCUCACCGCUUACGAUCUAAGCAUCGAUACUCUUGACAUGCACGCCCACACCGAUUCUUUCCACCGAUUCGACAAAUUCAAUCUCAAGUAUAAUCCUAUCGGAGAGUCUCGUCUCAGAACUAUUUUCUUGAAGACUGACAACUUCAUUCACGGGCGGUAUCUGGCAGAAAUCACGAAAGAAGUUAUCGAAGAUCUCGAGUCCAGCAAGUAUCAAAUGGUUGAGUGGCGUAUUUCCAUUUACGGCAAAUCUAUUGAUGAAUGGGAUAAGCUAGCUGCUUGGGUGGUGGAUAACAAGCUUUUCUCCCACAAUGUUCGCUGGCUCAUUCAAAUUCCUCGUCUAUACGAUGUUUACAAGGGCAGUGGCCUCAUGGAUUCGUUCGAACAAGUCAUCAAGAACUUGUUCCAGCCAUUGUUCGAAGUCACAAAAGACCCAGCAAGUCACCCAAAGCUACAUGUUUUCCUUCAGCGUGUUAUCGGGUUUGAUAGCGUUGACGACGAAAGUAAAGUCGAACGCCGACUCUUUCGCAAGUUUCCAGUUCCCAGAGAAUGGGACGGCGCGCAGAACCCACCCUACAGCUAUUGGAUCUACUACACUUUUGCCAACAUGGCUUCCCUGAACUUCUGGAGAAAGAAACGUGGGUUCAACACUUUUACACUUCGGCCUCACUGUGGCGAAGCUGGUGACAGUGAACAUUUAGCUGUUGCUGCUCUGUGCUGUCACAGCAUCAGUCACGGUCUUUUGCUCCGAAAGGUGCCGUUGCUCCAAUAUAUAUUUUAUCUGGAGCAGAUCGGCAUGGCUAUGUCACCAUUGAGCAACAAUGCAUUGUUCCUCUCAUAUGAGAGAAACCCUUUCCACCAGUAUUUCAAACGUGGCCUUAAUGUGUCACUCUCAACAGACGAUCCACUUCAGUUCGCCUUCACAAAAGAACCGCUCAUUGAGGAAUAUGCAGUCGCAGCUCAAAUCUGUAAGCUGAGCUCAGUGGACAUGUGCGAAUUAGCAAAGAAUUCGGUCAAACAGAGCGGUUAUGAGCGAGCAAUCAAGCAACAAUGGCUCGGCCCUGAUUUUGAGAAGCCUGGUAAGGAAGGCAACAAAAUGGUGAAAACCAACGUACCAGAUCGUCGGGCAGAGUUUCGGUAUAUCACACUCGUGCAAGAAAGAGACGUACUUCGACGGUUCUCGGCAUAUGAGGCUAAUAACGACUCCGGCAUGCUCAAAAAACCCAACAAUCAGGCAUCAGCGCAUAGCUGCUCGCAAGUUUUGUCGUCCCUGUCAAACAACACUGGUCCACUUGGCAAGCUGGGUACAGAGCAUGGCGUGCCAUUCGGCGAGGAUGCCCGUCAUUCCGAUAGCUCUACAGACUUGCGCCUUACUGGCAGCGACCCACGCUUGUUUCCUGGUAUUCUGGCUAGAGAGCAUCACAUUGGCAGCCUGAAGAGUCUAAGCCAAAGCCAGGAAAACUCUGCAAACAGUAAUGACAAGGUUGGCAUGUCCGCUAGCUAA
Messenger RNA from Beauveria bassiana ARSEF 2860, 2952 nucleotides. Its product is annotated as AMP deaminase. The coding region runs from base 1 to 2952 and encodes 983 amino acids. Gene Ontology annotation, molecular function: AMP deaminase activity. Gene Ontology annotation, biological process: IMP salvage; AMP metabolic process. Lineage: Eukaryota; Fungi; Ascomycota; Sordariomycetes; Hypocreales; Cordycipitaceae. The record is from RefSeq and is a predicted model, not a curated record. The transcript has 7 exons. Gene Ontology annotation, cellular component: cytosol.